AUGGAUCUAUUUCCUUUAAAGCAUCCAAGGAGGUGACUCACAAUUGCAGAUAAACUUAGCAUAGUUGACGAGUAUAAUGAUACAAACGCAACUUUAAGAGAUUUAGCUGAAAAAUACAAUAUUGCUCAUAGCACUAUUUCUAAGUGGGUUAAAAAGCGUGAUAAAAUGAUUGAAUUUGAGGAUCCAUUUGCUCGGAAAUUACGUAAUAGUAAUUUCAUAGAGCAAAAUUCUGAAACACUUCCAAUGAUAAUGAAACGGAGAACUUCAGAGAAAAAAUUGGUGAAAAAGUUGCUUAAAAGAAACACAAGCCUUACUGAAGAAAAUGAAAAAUUAAAAACACAAAAUGAAACUCUGAAAGAAAAAAUCAGUGAUUCGAAAGAAGAAAAAUCCAGAAAGCCAAAAAAAGAAGACAAAAAUGCCUUUUAUGUUUAUUUGCAAGACUUAACCAGUCGAAAAAAGGAGAAAAUAAAAAUCAAAGAUAAUGCUACAGUAGAAGAAUUAAAACGAAAAAUCUUUAAAAAAAUUCCAUCUGAAAGUGAAAGGCUUAUUUUUACUUUACAAGAGUUGAAUGAUAGUCAUAAACGGAUUUCGCAAUAUAAUGUCAAGAAUUUAAGCACAAUAAUGAUGAUUUAA
This is a messenger RNA of Blepharisma stoltei, 633 nucleotides long. The record is from the annotation of a GenBank genome assembly. Lineage: Eukaryota; Ciliophora; Heterotrichea; Heterotrichida; Blepharismidae.